This is a messenger RNA of Saimiri boliviensis boliviensis (Bolivian squirrel monkey), 2502 nucleotides long. It is a transcript of the gene KLF15, whose product is annotated as KLF transcription factor 15. Lineage: Eukaryota; Metazoa; Chordata; Mammalia; Primates; Cebidae. Gene Ontology annotation, biological process: regulation of transcription by RNA polymerase II. The record is from RefSeq and is a predicted model, not a curated record. Gene Ontology annotation, molecular function: RNA polymerase II cis-regulatory region sequence-specific DNA binding; DNA-binding transcription factor activity, RNA polymerase II-specific.
AGUGCUCCGCCGCAGCGACCCGCGGGCCGGCGGGCUAGCGAGCCAGCGCAGGACCCGCGGCUCGGCCCCCGGCCGCCGCCGGACCGAGAGCCGAGCCGCCGCCCCCAGCCCAGCCCGCCCGGCCGCAGGACCGCCGGGGCCUGGCAGCGGGUCGGGCGUGCGCCAAGUUCAGCCGGCACCGGCACGGCCAGGCCAGCAUGGUGGACCACUUGCUUCCAGUGGACGAGAACUUCUCGUCGCCAAAAUGCCCAGUUGGUUAUCUGAGUGAUAGGCUGGUCAGCCAGCAGGCAUAUCACAUGCUGCCCUCACCCCUCUCUGAAGACGACAGUGAUGCCUCCAGCCCCUGCUCCUGUGCCAGUCCCGACUCUCAAGCCCUCUGCUCCUGCUAUGGUGGAGGCCCGGGCACCAAGAGCCAGGACAGCAUCUUGGACUUCCUACUGUCCCAGGCCACGCUGGGCAGUGGCGGGGGCAGCGGUGCCAGCAGUGGCCCCAUGGCCUGGGGGCCCUGGCGAAGGGCAGCGGCCCCUGUGAAGGGGGAGCAUUUCUGCUUCCCCGAGUUUCCUUUGGGUGACCCUGAUGACGUCCCAAGGCCCUUCCAGCCUACCCUGGAGGAGAUUGAAGAGUUUCUGGAGGAGAACAUGGAGCUGGGAGUCAAAGAGGCCCCAGAAGGCAACAGCAAGGACUUGGAUGCCUGCAGCCAGCUCUCCGCUGGGCCACACAGGAGCCACCUCCAUCCUGGGUCCAGCGGGAGAGAGCGCUGUUCCCCUCCACCAGGUGGUGCCAGUACAGGAGGUGCCCAGGGCCCAGGUAUUGGCCCCACACCUGAUGGCCCCAUCCCAGUGCUGCUGCAGAUCCAGCCUGUGCCUGUGAAGCAGGAAUCGGGCAUGGGGCCGGCUUCCCCUGGGCAAGCCCCGGAGAAUGUCAAGGUUGCCCAGCUCCUGGUCAACAUCCAGGGGCAGACCUUCGCACUUGUGCCUCAGGUGGUGCCCUCCUCCAACUUGAACCUGCCCUCCAAGUUUGUGCGCAUUGCCCCUGUGCCCAUUGCUGCCAAGCCUGUCGGGUCAGGACCCCUGGGGCCUGGCCCUGCUGGUCUCCUUGUGGGCCAGAAGUUCCCCAAGAACCCAGCCGCAGAACUCAUCAAAAUGCACAAAUGUACUUUCCCUGGCUGCAGCAAGAUGUACACCAAAAGCAGCCACCUCAAGGCCCACCUGCGCCGGCACACGGGCGAGAAGCCCUUCGCCUGCACCUGGCCGGGCUGCGGCUGGAGGUUCUCACGCUCUGACGAGCUGUCGCGGCACAGGCGCUCGCACUCGGGCGUGAAGCCGUACCAGUGUCCUGUGUGCGAGAAGAAGUUCGCGCGGAGCGACCACCUCUCCAAGCACAUCAAGGUGCACCGCUUCCCGCGGAGCAGCCGCUCCGUGCGCUCUGUGAACUGAAAAUGCCCCGCAUCCCCGCCUGUUCCCUCACCCCAGAUCCCCACCCCAGCCACAUUUUUUUUUAAGCAAUAAUUUAUUUGCCUCCUCCAGAGGAACAUGACAAUGUUACCAGCCCACCUUCUGAAGCCUGGGAGGUGUGAACCCAGGGCCCGCCAACCGCUGCCUUUCUCGGGAGGACUUAGAGCCUCGCACCCGCAUCCCUGCGGGCUGGGCCCCGGCACACGGGGCUGGAGGCAGGCCUUCGUGCCUUUGUGCCUUCGUGCCUUCCGGCGGUGGCCAGGCCUCUGCUGCAGCCACCGGUUGCAGGCAGAAUUUUGGGGACCUGGCCCUUCUACCACUGGGCUCCCCACCUGGGCCAAGGCCAGAACUUUAGUGCUCGGGGAAGUGAAAUGUGCAGUUUUGAAAUGUUUGGUUCCCAGAGAGAGUCACCCUGGGGGAGGAGGAAGUAGGCCAGAAGUAGGGCUGUACUGUGGUGUGAGGGUGGCUUUGUCCAAGAUGCCUGCUCAGCAUGAUCACCAGAGGGUGUGGGCAGAGCCCAGGAGGGGCGGGGCAGUACCAGGCGGCUGGGGCCUCAUGCAGGAGAGAGGUGAAAAGUGUCCCCCAUUGGGGGGCUGGCAGUGCAUGUGCUUGAGUUAAAUGUGCAGGGCAGACAGAGCCAGAAGCGCCUGUAUCCAGGGACACGUCCCUCCUCCAGUUUCCCAGACAAAUCCAGACACCAGCCUCUAGGGUGGCCUUGGGAGGAGAGGGCCAGGCUGUCCUGGGUGUGAGAGAACUAGAUAGAGCCUCCCAACCCUGAUUUAGAAAUGCAUUCCUUAUUUUGUCUAGAAAUUAAUAAAUGAACUAGCUUGUUUUGACAGGUUUAUUUCACAUCCUAUGAAUGUAUGUAAAUAAACUGUACAUAGGUCCAUCCACAUAAAAUAUCUUUUAAUAACAUAUCAACAUUUGUGUAAAUUUGAAAUUUAAAAAAUCUAUGAAGCUGGUGUACAUAUGUUACAAUUAUGUAUAUUUUCUUUGGUCCUUCAUAAAAAUAUAUUUACUUUGCCAAUAAAAAGAAAAAGAACUCACA